GAUCACAUCAUAAUAAGAAAAAAUUGCUACUUGUGGUUUUUUGCUGUCAUGCAGAGGCAGCCUGUAAUGCUCUGGUUUUGCACAGGGCUGCCACAUAUAGCUGGGCAGGUUUUGCGCUGUUCAGGGCUCUCUUACAUGGGCUGUGAUGUGAGUAGUGCUCUCUUGGGUUGUGCGGUGUAUCCUAUAGCACUGUCUUCGCGCCCUGCUUUUGUGCUCUUGCUUCCACCCCAAUCUUGACCGGUUUUUGUAACAGUAAUUUUUCCCCUAAUAAGCCCCCUCCACCAUGUUUUACUGCCUUUUUUAUUUUCCCCCAGAUGAAGUCAAACUGCUGAUAAGCUAUGCAUAGAUCUUAUAUUGUUUGGGUUAUAUGUGGCCAGAAUUUCAGAAACUGGCUUCUUUUUCCUUACCUACUACAUUGGUCAGUCUGGAACACUUUGCUUUUAUGGAAGACUUUUUGGUUUAAUGUUAGUAUUAGACUAAAACACAGGCAAAAGAAGUAUAAUCCAUCCCUAUACGAGACCUGAUUUUGAAAUCAAAUGCAUUGAUUUUGUAAUUAUCUGUUGCUUUGACUUGUGUAUCAUAUCACUCUUCUCAGCUGUCAUGAAAAUCCUGUUUCGUGUAUAUUCUUAAAAAGACUGGAUGUUAGAAAUUUGGAGCCUUUAAUAUACAGGUUUCCCCCUGCUAUCUGAAAGUAAAGCAUUCCUACGUUUUGUAAGCUGAAAUGUCUUAAAGUGAUGAAGCAGUUAUCUUAGGACACAACAGAUGCACAAAAUAAAUAGAGAUAAAGCACAGAUGCUCACAGACACAGUUCAAAGCUGUGGCAGCUUGAUGCUGAGAUGCUGAGUGUAGUUCUCGGGAAGGAGCUUGGUGGUGUCACUUACUGCUCAGAAUGAGCGCUGCCUGUGUAACAGCUUGCUGCAAAACAAACGCUGAAUGCUAUUUUUGCUUUUUGCCUUUUUCCACGAAAGAGAAAAUCCUCAUCAGAUUUCUUUUGUUUAGCAAAACCAGGUACUAAUGUAGGUCUUUCAUACAAAUGAAGUGGCAUAAAAUGAACUUCUAAAAAAUGAGGAAUACUUGUAUCAUGUAGCAGGGGAAAAAUCCACGUUGAAAGUCUGCUGUUGCUGAGUAUUCCCAAGAUCACUUACUUUUGCUUUUGGCUGUUACCUCUGUCAUCCCUCCCGGACAAGUAGUUGAAAUGACCAUUCAUCAAGAAUUUUGUAUCCAAGGCCCAAAAGUUUGUUACGGAAGAUGAUGAAUGCUGACAUGGAUGCAGUUGACGCUGAAAAUCAGGUGGAACUGGAGGAAAAAACACGACUUAUUAAUCAAGUGUUGGAACUCCAACACACACUUGAAGAUCUCUCUGCAAGAGUAGAUGCAGUUAAGGAAGAAAAUCUGAAGCUAAAAUCAGAAAAUCAAGUUCUUGGACAAUAUAUAGAAAACCUCAUGUCAGCUUCUAGUGUUUUCCAAACAACUGACACAAAAAGCAAAAGAAAGUAAGGGAUUGAUAUCCCUUAUGUCUUACGGAAUUGCUGCUGAUCUUUUUUUCUUUAACUUCGAUAGAUUCCAAAAGUUCUAGUACUUUUGUUUGUGGCUUCACUGAGUAUUUAUGAAGAUAAUGUCCGAUCUAAGCAAAAUUAAGAGCAUAACAGAAGACUUCCAUGAGUUUGUGUAUUAUGUUAGUCUAUGAAAACAUGCAAAUGUAUUGUAGAGACUUUAUAAUUAGAAAUGCAUAUAUUUAUGAAACUUGAAAAUGAAUGUUAUAUCAAAUUUGCUUUGGUUUAUAGGUUUAGCACUGUCUUUUAUUAUAGGCAUAGAGAUACAAGAAAAUAACCACCGUGUUGUGAAAAAGUGACCAAAAUCAUGUACUGAAUGCACAGCUUUAUGUACCCUGUCCACCAUCGUGUGCCUCUUCUCCGUUUGCUUUCUUCCCAUUUUCCUUCCCCUAAGGAAAAAACUGGUUUCACCUUUGUAAAAACUAAUUUCAGUAGUUAAUCAUCUGGGAGAGUAGCCAGAACUCUGUUGAAACCUAACCAAAAUAAGAUACUUUCUCAAUUAGGGUUUAUUUGCUUAGUAAUAAGAUAGUUGGUUUCUCUUUAAUCAAUUGAAAAUGGGGCCUGUAAAAAUGAAGAUUUUUCUUUGAAAUUGAAUUAUCGUAUUGGGAAGAUUUGUUGUUAAAAACUUCCUUUGCACAAAAUAACCCACGUAGUAUCUGAAAAGAUGAGCUCAGGUUGUGUGUUUGAAAUAGAAAAUUUUGAGGAAAAAUAGAAAUAGGGUGGGAAAAGUACUUGGUAAGUGCUUGUAACCAACUCCACGUUUUUACUCCAGAUUUGUGUUAUCUCUGGCACAGAUUAGAUUUUGGAGGGAAUAUAUAAGAAAAUGGAUUAAGUUUGGCUAACCUUAUGUAAACCACACCUGGAAGAGAAUAAAGAUUGAUCUCAGGUUUAUUUAUAGCACCAAGCAGAUCAACUUUGCAAAGUCCCUUAAGAGUGUAUUAAUAUCAGAAUCAUGAAUAAAAUGGGAGAGUUUUACAUGUAUACUAAUUGAUGCUUUCUCAGUAUUUUAUCUCACUACUUCUCCCAGAAAUUUUCUGUAAACCCAGCUACUGGUUUGGAGAGUUUUAGUCAUUUAACAGUUUUUUAAAAUUUAGUUUGUAGAUUCCAUUUGGUAAGGAAAUCAGUAUCAGAAGUAAUAUUAAGAUGUUAAAUAGGAAAAGAGAUCCACUAAUAUAGUUUAUGGUUAUUAAAUUUAGGCUAAUCAUGGAAUAAUCUUAUGUUUAUUGGUGUAAGAUUUGAUGACUUUAGCUGUAUGAAUAUAUAAUAGUCAUACUGCAAACAUUUUGCAUCCCUUUGUGACCUAAUUUUCAAACAUUUAAAAUUGUGUUGCAGUUGCUUUGCUGUUUAAUAAAAACCUGUUUCAAAAA
This is a messenger RNA of Hippopotamus amphibius kiboko, 2920 nucleotides long. RefSeq names its product short coiled-coil protein (gene SCOC). Gene Ontology annotation, cellular component: trans-Golgi network. The coding region runs from base 1249 to 1497 and encodes 82 amino acids. The record is from RefSeq and is a predicted model, not a curated record. The transcript is spliced from 4 exons. Lineage: Eukaryota; Metazoa; Chordata; Mammalia; Artiodactyla; Hippopotamidae.